Molecule: messenger RNA, 555 nt
Organism: Loa loa (African eye worm)
Lineage: Eukaryota; Metazoa; Nematoda; Chromadorea; Rhabditida; Onchocercidae
Product: 30S ribosomal protein S12
Exons: 3
Coding region: 1-333 (110 amino acids)
Biological process (GO): translation
Cellular component (GO): small ribosomal subunit; ribosome
Molecular function (GO): structural constituent of ribosome
Source: RefSeq, a predicted model, not a curated record
AUGGAUGGACCACCUAAACGUCGUAGCCGUAGCAGGGAUCAUACGGCGAUUCGUGGUUUCAAUCAUUUCAAAGGGAUUGUUUUAAAAACUUUGAUAAGGCAUCCGAAGAAACCAAAUUCGGGAAAUCGUAAGUGUGCUUUGGUGCGUUUAAGUAAUGGCAAGGAAGUAUGUGCUUAUAUUCCAGGUGUUGGCCAUAAUUUACAAGAGCAUUCGCAGGUGAUGGUACGUGGUGGACGUCGGCGUGAUCUUCAAAGUGUGCGAGCAGAAAUAAUACGUGGUAAGCUUGAUUGUGCUCCACUACAGAAGAAAGCAAAGAAAGCAGCAGCUAAGUAGUUGGUGAAGAUUUGCAAGUUCUUGUUAAGUAUUUGAUUUUUUCCUCUUGUAUUUUUUGUACUUAUAAUGAUGUAAUGCUUCCGCUCUCCUGCAGCAUUCGAUCGAAAUAUCAAAUUACUUUAUCUCACUUGAUAAUGAAAUCGCACACGUAAUCACCAAUGGCGUACUAUAUCCAUUCUUCAUUAAUCACUUAAAGCCACUGAUUCGUCUCAUGAACGUUCC